UGGCGAGGGCGGGUCGUGUGACGUAGAGCCGGGGCUCUGGCUGUUUAUUGUUCCUUCCUCACAGCGCCGACACAGAAAAACAGGCUAACAAGCUGUCAGCUACCUUUUUCCUUCACGGUUCACGGUCGGUUUAACGAAGGGUGUCACAGUCGAGAUAGCUGGGGCCAUGGCGUACGCGUAUCUCUUCAAAUACAUCAUCAUCGGAGACACGGGUGUGGGGAAGUCAUGUCUAUUACUACAGUUCACAGACAAGAGGUUUCAGCCAGUUCACGACCUCACCAUCGGUGUGGAGUUCGGAGCGAGGAUGAUCACUAUAGAUGGCAAACAGAUCAAACUGCAGAUCUGGGAUACGGCUGGUCAGGAGUCAUUCCGGUCCAUCACCAGGUCUUACUACAGAGGAGCAGCAGGAGCACUGCUAGUCUAUGACAUCACAAGAAGGGACACCUUCAACCACUUGACGACCUGGUUAGAGGACGCUCGCCAACAUUCCAACUCCAAUAUGGUCAUCAUGCUCAUUGGCAACAAGAGUGACCUGGAGUCGCGGAGAGAGGUGAAGAAAGAGGAAGGUGAAGCAUUUGCCAGAGAACACGGCCUCAUAUUCAUGGAGACCUCAGCCAAGACUGCCUCUAAUGUAGAGGAGGCUUUCAUCAACACAGCCAAGGAGAUCUAUGAGAAGAUCCAAGAGGGAGUGUUUGAUAUCAACAACGAGGCUAAUGGUAUUAAGAUUGGACCCCAGCACCCUACCACCAACUCCACACUGUCCGGUAGCCAGGGAGGCCAACAGGCUGGAGGGGGCUGCUGCUGAAGCCCCAGAACACGCCUCCUCUUCCUCUUCCUCUUCCUCCUCCUCCUCCUCCAACCCCCGACCCUCCCCUCUCCUUCUCCUCCUCCUUUUCGCCCUCUCCGACCCUCCCUUGCGUUUCUACAGAACUGUCCAGGCCCAGUAACAGUUUGUUAACCUCUCUCUCUCUCUCUAUUUCUCUCCAUCCUUUCAUCCAUCCCUCCUUCUUUCUGUCUUUCUCUCAGCUCUGUCUUUCCUAAGUCUCUUGACCAUACCCCAGGGGUCUGGGGGCUGCAUCCCCUUAAGUCAACUCGACUUCCCACAGUCUUACGAGGACAGCGUCAGCUUCACCUGCACAUUUACCCGCCAAAUUGUCAAGUUUUGCAAUUCAGCUUUUUUUUUUUUGUUUUGGUAAGAUAAAUGCAUUUUAAUCUUUUUAUUUUUUAAAAAAGCGCAUCCCUCUUAAUUCAUGAGGAGGUUGUUGGGAUAUUAUAGUACCUCAGAAUCAUAAAAAAAAAGGAUAUCUCUGGUAAGGGUGAGUUGACUUUGUCCAGAUGGAGAAAAGACUGUGGGUUGAGAAUAAACACUCUUAACAACUGACUGUAUGGAAUAAACCCUGUGUUGUGUCUAUACACACAUCUGUACAUGUUUUUAGAGAAAACGACGCAGCAUGUUGAUAGCGGGACAUGUUUCUACAUGUUGAGUCAGUUUUCAUGCUGUGCCUGCGUGUAUAGGGAUGAUAUAGGUGUUCCAGUAUGUCAGUCUUUAAGGUGUAGGAGGCAUUCAAGUCACUCUGUACCUUCUGUUCAUAAAAAAAAAAACACUUGUGCAAAUUAUGUUAUUUUGUGCUUCCUUUCCCCCUUUUUUUGUCAUGUUGUUUUUUGUUCUCUCUUUGUCUUUGUGUCCUUUUGGUUGACUUGCAGAUGAUUUGUAUUUAAUGAACACUACGAACUGGUUGUGGCUUAAAAAAAAAGUGUUUUAAAUUGUCCUGGGAGAGAAUAAAAGACCAAACUGUU
Thunnus maccoyii (southern bluefin tuna) is the source of this 1797-nucleotide messenger RNA. It is a transcript of the gene rab2a, whose product is annotated as RAB2A, member RAS oncogene family. Bases 167 to 805 code for a protein of 212 amino acids. Gene Ontology annotation, cellular component: Golgi apparatus. Gene Ontology annotation, molecular function: GTPase activity; GTP binding. Lineage: Eukaryota; Metazoa; Chordata; Actinopteri; Scombriformes; Scombridae. The transcript is spliced from 8 exons. The record is from RefSeq and is a predicted model, not a curated record.